This is a messenger RNA of Uranotaenia lowii, 2004 nucleotides long. RefSeq names its product DNA repair protein XRCC3. Gene Ontology annotation, biological process: telomere maintenance via recombination; t-circle formation; double-strand break repair via synthesis-dependent strand annealing. The transcript has 4 exons. Bases 67 to 882 code for a protein of 271 amino acids. Gene Ontology annotation, cellular component: replication fork; Rad51C-XRCC3 complex. Gene Ontology annotation, molecular function: ATP hydrolysis activity; ATP binding; ATP-dependent DNA damage sensor activity. The record is from RefSeq and is a predicted model, not a curated record. NCBI's taxonomy places the organism in Eukaryota, Metazoa, Arthropoda, Insecta, Diptera, Culicidae.
AUUCAUCCGAGAUCUCUAGACGCAACGUCUUAAAUUUUUUACAACCAGGUCCCUUAUUCCCUUCAAAUGGACUCAGACAAUUCUGGCAACGCGUACUGCACUGCAAACGAGAGCAUCAUCAAACACCGCCACCGGUGGCGCCGAGUGCGCUUCAAUGUAGAAUCCCUAAACAAAUUAACCGGGGGUGGGUUGCCCGCUCGUGGUAUAAUUGAACUGGCUGGCGAUGCAGGGUCGGGUAAAACACAACUAGCCCUACAUUUGGCGUUGGUAUCACAGAUCGCACAUGUGCAGCAGAAUGAUCCGAUUGCGAUGCAAAGUUGCGGAGUUGUAUACAUCUGCACGGAACAUCCAUUUCCCUCCAAGCGAUUAAUUCAGAUGGAAACAAGCUUGGGAAGAGAGUUUCCCUCAAUCGUCCGAGGAGCGCUAUCGGAUGCAAUUUUCGUCGAGCACCUGUAUGAUCCGUCCACCCUAGAACAAUGUAUCAGUGAGCGGCUUCCGGUGCUGUUGGAGAACAACCCUAUCGGCCUGCUGGUGAUCGAUUCCAUCACAGCCGUAUACGGCGACGCCGAACAAAACUACGUAGACCGAGCACAUUCUUUUCGGCGUAUAGUACAAACUAUUCACCGGCUGCAGGAUCGAUACGAUUUUGCCACUGUUUGCACAAAUCAGGUCCGCUCCGUAGUAGACGAAUCUACCCUGGACGACGGGUUGAUUGUCCCGGCGCUAGGGUUGGCUUGGAGCAGCUUGGUUCACAUGAGGUUGCAGUUGACCCGGACAAUCGGGGACCAUCGGAGCUGUAGAUUACUGUUCAGUCCUACGGCUGCAACCGGGGAAGCAUCAUUUCAAAUAACCUCUGCAGGAAUUUCGGAUUUGAACCAUUGAACUGUAGGUAGAUUUGAUAGGACUUUAUUGUUACAUUUAAAAUAUAUAGUUUUACACGUAUUCCACCGUUUUUUUUCUGUUUCUGGCUUCAACUAGUCUAUUAUGAUUGAUUGUUGUCCUAGUAAAUAUGUUACUUUCUUGCAAUUAAUUUAGUUAUUAUCCUAUUCUAGUAUUCCUGUUCAACAGCAUUAUUACUUAUGUAUUUCUAUUUCAUCUUUAUACUGAAAAGUUUUAUAUUUCAUUUCAAACCUUUGUCUUAAAGCGUGAUCAUAAUAGAAAAAUAACUUGUUAUAGAAGAAAAAGAAUGAUGAAAGGUUUUUAGGACUUAAUAUUUUUGGACGUAUGCAGCAAACUUUAUGACUUUUAGAUACAUACAUACAUGUUGCUUGUUUUGAAUAGUUGCGGAUUCUUAAAUUAGUGUCUAUUUUUUUUUUUCAAGAUGACAAGAUGAGAACUGAACCCGGAAUAAGACUUUUGAACGAAUGAAAUCAAACCUCUCAGGUAAUCUUCAAUAAAGAGUAAAAAAAAUGUGGGCCACAGUAGACUGUGAACAACAGAGACAUGAAACGUUGAAAAAUACCUUAUCGAGGAUACAAAAUCUUGGCUGAAGCUUACGGGUAACAGGUUAAAUAUGCGAAUUACAUAGUUCCAAAAACGUUCCCAUACUUUUUCAAAAUACUUGAACAACUCUCAACUUUCUUGUAUAAUAUCGAAUCAACCAAACAACUUUAACAUUCUUUGUAAUCUUGGCCAUCAGGUUGAACUGAAAAAAAAUGAGUGAAACUUCAAGACCAAUGCUUCUAACCACUCAGCACUGGAUCCUCCCGGACAUGCUGAAGCCGUGCACUUUGGUCCAGAUGGAUUCACAGCUUCAGCAGGCUUGCAGUGGGGUACGAGUUCCACAAAAUCAAUCAUAUAUUGUCAUUUGUUAAAAGCUGUUUUUUUCGAUUUCAUGGCUUUGGGGUCAAGAAUACUCGCCUUCCAAACUCACAAGCAUACACCUAAAGGAUCACCCGGUGUAGGUGAAACUCUCAACUUCAAGAUGGGGUACCGGAGAUGACCCAAAAAUGGCACUGAUAGGAUCUGGGGAUGUUGUUCCAUAGAAUAUCAAUUGAAAUACAC